This is a messenger RNA of Linum tenue, 1376 nucleotides long. The record is from the annotation of a GenBank genome assembly. Lineage: Eukaryota; Viridiplantae; Streptophyta; Magnoliopsida; Malpighiales; Linaceae.
AUGGAGGAGCCGCUGAUCAUUACCUCGGAGGAAGGAGCCUCGUCGCUAAAUCCACCUUGCCGCACAAUCUGCCAUGUAUGCCAGAAGCAGUUCUCGCAAUACACUUGUCCGCGAUGCAAUUCGCGAUACUGUUCUCUCCGGUGCUACAAGUCGCACAGUGUCCGGUGCACUGAAUCCUUUAUGAGGGAGAACGUAGUUGAGGAGCUGAAGCAUUUGAAACCUGGCGAUGACAGUAAGCGGAAAAUGGUGGAUAUAUUGAAGCGAUUUCAUUCCCAGGAAGAAGAGAUGGAGUCUAUGGAUGAGGAUGAAGGAGGUCAAAUUACUCUAGAUGAUCUCUCUAUCGAGGAGAAGAAACGGUUUGACAGAGCUUUAGCAUCCGGGGAGCUUAGCAAGUUCUUCAAACCUUGGGAUCCUUGGUGGUUAAAGCCUUCAGCCAGAGCCAUCUCUCUCAGUAAGCAAGGAACUCAACUCGUCCAACCAAUUGCUGAUACUGAUCAUGAACCAUCAUCAUUGCCAUCACCAUCCCCUCAAGACAAUGUUGCACAAGACGAGUCGUCCGUUGAGAUCCCUCCUGGCCCUCAAAUCCCACUGCCACCAGUUGCAAAGCUAAUCGCUAAAGAGCCAUCUCCGCUUUUGGCUAUUCAUCUGGUAGACAUCAUAUAUUCCUACUGCUUCACGUUACGGGUCUACAAUGGGGACUGGAACUCGGAUGCCAUAGGAUCAGUAACCGUACUAUUGAGUGUCUCACAAGUUUUAGGCCAAGCCUCCCAGCCAGAAAACGUGAUGGAAGCCCUGUCUUAUUGCUUGGAGCAAGCUUGCUCUCCAGAGUACAGGCACAUGGGGGGUUCCCGAUUUGGACUGUCCAUCAUUGACGACAUGAUCAAGCUGCUCUCGCUGGGUCGCGGUGCUCUAAUAUGCAUGCUUGCCGAUCUGGAGAGGUUGGUUCGAGCCGCGGAGAAGGAGCUGAAAGGAGAGAGACGUCUGAAUUCCAGUUCAGAGACCAGGAUUAAGCUGAAGCUUGCGGAGAGGAAAAUCUACUUCAUCAUGUGUUGGACGAACGAUCAGCCUGAUGAAGCCUGGUCUUCUCUGGCUACCAUUGUUAGAACAGAGCAUACCUCUGUCUUGGAUUGUUGUAAGAGCGAUCGGAACAUUGUGAAGAAAUCCAUGGACAAAACAGGAACCGGAGCAAAGGUUUUGAUUGAAGAGAUUGAAUAGAUAAUGCUGAGAGCUUCUUGCAGUCCUCUUCUGUUUUGUAUUACGGAAGACAUGUAAAUUCAUUCACUGUGGAAUGAAUCAACCAAAAAUUUUGUGCACAGAAUAGAUAUGUUUCUUUAUUCUGAAGGCCCACCGUCCGGCUGUGAGGCCAUCUCAUUGGG